GCCCUGGGCCGGCGGCAUGAGCACCGGCCGCGGAGCCUCCGCGGGCCGCCCCGGGCGCCUGCACCCCGCCGGCGCCGCCGCGCCCGCGCCCGAGGAGAUUUACGACCAUCUCUUGGAAGCCCCAGCCGCUCGGGAGCAAUUAAACCACUAUCGGAAUGUGGCCGAACACGCCCGAAGUGAACUUGCAGCAACUCUGGUCAAAUUUGAAUGUGCUCAGUCCGAGCUUCGAGACCUCCAGUCCAAAAUGCUUUCUAAAGAAGCUUCCUGGCAGGAACUGAAAGCCGAGAUGGAGAACUACAAAGAGAACAACGCGAGAAAGUCAUCUCUCCUCAGCUCUCUGAGAGACAGGGUCCAGGAGCUGGAAGAAGAAUCGGCAGCCCUGUCCGCCUCCAAAAUGAGGACCGAAAUCAUGGCUCACGCCGCAAUCAAGGACAACCAGGAGCUAAAGAAGAAGGUGGCAGAACUAGACGAGGAAUUACAAAAGUGUGUAAAGGAAAACGAGGAGAAUAAGAAUCAGAUGUCGAAGAAUUGCAAGGAACAUGAGGAAUUUCUAGCUUGUCUCCGGGACUGCUUAGAUCCGGAUAAGAAGAACGAAAGGAUAUCAGAUGAAGAUUUAAUUCUAAAGCUCAGGGAGCUGUGCACGGAAAACACGUCUCUGAAAGGACAGCUUGCUACUCUUGAAGAGGCCGUGAAUGUCCAUGAGGUGGAGGCCAAAGCCAGCCGAGAAACCAUCAUGCGGCUGGUUUCCCAGGCCCACAGAGAGCAGAAGAGAGCCGCCGCCUGCGCCCAGGAGAGAGCCGGGCUGCAGCAGGACUUGCUCAGCGCUGUCGAGGCAAAGGAAGCUCUUGAAAGGGAAGUGCAGACCUUCCGAGAAAGGCUGCUUGCGGGCCAGCGGGCCUGGGAUGCCUCGAAGCAGGAGCUGAGCCUCUUGAAGAAAGACUCCUGCGAGCUGGAGAGAAGGUUGAAGGCCAGCCUGGAGGCGGCCGAGGCCUCCCAGAGCCAGCACACCUCCUUUAGGGAGAAAAUUGCAGUCCUCCUUAGGGGCAGCCUGGACAUGAUUGGGUCCACAGAGGAGGCCAUUCUGGAGAAGAUUCGAGAAAUGGACAGCCAGGAAGAGAGACAGAAAAGGAUGGUUUCCCAGCUUGAAGCCCAAAUAUCUGAGCUUGUUGAGCAGUUGGAAAAUGAGUCUGGGUUUCACCAGAAAGCUCUGCAGAGAGCCCAGGAAGCCGAGCACAAGCUGGAGGCUCUUCGGGGUCAGCUGACACACCUGGAGGAGGAGCUGGUGUCUGGAGAUGUUUUGCGGGACAACUUGAGUUUUGAGAAACAAAAGUAUCUUAAAUUUCUGGACCAGCUCUCAGAGAAAAUGAAAUUGGACCAGAUAGCUGCUGAACUCGGCUUUGACAUGCGUCUAGAUGUAGUUUUAGCUCGCGCGGAACAGCUGGUACGCCUUGAGAGCAAUGCCGUCAUUGAAAAUAAGACCAUCGCCCACAAUUUACAGAGAAAGCUCAAGACCCAGAAAGACAGACUGGAGAGCAGAGAACUGCACUUGAACCUCCUCCGGCAGAAGAUAGCGCAACUGGAGGAGGAGAAGCGGCUGCGGACAGGCCUGGCUGUGGAGAGGGACGAGGCCAAUGUCGCCUCUAGGAGGUUACAGAAGCAGGUGGAGAGGCUGCAGAAGGAGCUGAGCGCGUGCCGGGAAUCGAACACUGAGCUCAAAGCCAAACUGGCUGACACCAAUGAGCUGAAGAUUAAAACUCUGGAGCAGACCAAAGCCAUUGAAGACCUCAGUAAAUCCAGAGACAAACUGGAAAAGAUGAAGGAGAAGGCUGAGAAGAAGCUCAUGUCUGUCAGGUUGGAACUUGACACUACCGAGCACGAGGCCCAGGAGGACAAAGCCAGGGCCAGGAACACGAUAGAGGUGGUGACCAGUGAAUUGAAGACGCUAAGGAAAUCCCUGGAGGAAGCGGAAAAGAGGGAAAAGCAGCUGGUGGACUUUAGGGAGGUGGUUUCCCAGAUGUUGGGCUUGAACAUGACCAGCCUUGCUCUUCCUGACUAUGAAAUCAUCAAAUGUCUUGAAAGACUGAUCCAUUCCCAUCAGCAUCACUUUGUCACCUGUGCUGGCCUCAAAGAUGUGACUAUCAGGCAAGACAGGCACCUGCAAAGCCACUGAAAACAUCUUCAUUGAACACCGGAUCUCUUGAGGAGCUAAGGCAUGGGACACGAUGCUCAAUUGACAAAUUCUCCAAACGUUUGAAAUUUGAUCAGUAGGUGAAUAUUCUAUACUUUGGUGAUAGAGUGAGGAUCCAUCAUUGACAACAAAGAAUCUCAAAGGUAGAUAAAUGUUCACCACUAAAAACACCUAGUAUUUCAUAUGUUGGUACUUGGGGAUCCAGAAGAAUUCCAUGAGAUUGCAUAUCUAGGAUGAGAAUUGUUGGUAGAGAAUUACUACUCAUGGGGUAUCUCUUAUGAUUUACUACCCAACUUAAUUCUCAUAACCACCACAGAGAGAAGCUUUAAUGUUUUUAUUUCACAACCUCUCUGGGGCUCAGAGAGGGUGUCACCUUCCAAGAUUGCAAUUGCUGGUUGGUGAUAGAACCAAGAGAGAUUCUAUGUUGACUCUAUGCCGUGUCUUCUCUGCUACUCCAUGAUCCUCCAGUUUCUCCUGGCUCCCUGUGUUCUGGGUGACAAUUGCCUGCAAACAAUCAAGACUUGCAGUUCAGAAGUAAUGAAGGUUUAUGAGUGUAAUCCAUAUGAUUUCUUUAAAAAAGCAAUGUACCUAAUUAUUUGGAUAAGACAUGCAUAGUCUGAGGUCCUAUAAGAAACCUUGUGUUUUCAAAUGUUGCUGCCAGAUUGCAUUAGGUGGUAAUUUUUUAAUGUUUGAACAGGGCUGAUCUCAGUACUUUCAAAAUGGAGCAGUUAAUAUGAAAUUGAUGAUAUGAAGACAGCCUACACAGUUUUAUUUACCAAUAUAUCAAACAGUCAUAGCAAGUAUACUUCUUUAGAAUCCGGAUUUUAUUAUGAAUUUCUCUCACUUUACUAGUAUGUCUUCUUUUUAAAUUUUGAUUUCACAGAUAUUUUUCAAGAAUUUAUAGUAUAUAUUUUUUAAUUUCAAAGAGAAAAACGUGUUACUCUUUUGGAUGAUUAUCAUAUUUCUGCCACAUCAAUUUUUUUCAGACCUUGAGAAAAGCCUUGGUGUCUAAUUAAAGGAGAGGAAAAAGUAGAUUAUAACCAAAUAUUAAAAGAAAAUGAAAAGUCUAGUUCAGCUGGCAUGACUCAGUGGUUAAGCAUU
Messenger RNA from Pipistrellus kuhlii (Kuhl's pipistrelle), 3289 nucleotides. RefSeq names its product coiled-coil domain containing 170 (gene CCDC170). The transcript has 12 exons. Gene Ontology annotation, cellular component: Golgi apparatus. Bases 17 to 2170 code for a protein of 717 amino acids. Lineage: Eukaryota; Metazoa; Chordata; Mammalia; Chiroptera; Vespertilionidae. Gene Ontology annotation, molecular function: microtubule binding. Gene Ontology annotation, biological process: microtubule cytoskeleton organization. The record is from RefSeq and is a predicted model, not a curated record.